Messenger RNA from Mesorhabditis belari, 1179 nucleotides. The record is from the annotation of a GenBank genome assembly. Lineage: Eukaryota; Metazoa; Nematoda; Chromadorea; Rhabditida; Rhabditidae.
AUGGCUACUGUGGAGCCCGUCUACGCGCAGAUCGUCAAGCCAAACGGAAAUCGCAAAAAUUCCUUCAAGCAACUGUUCUCCUUUGCUUCAAAUGACCACACGAAGACUCCGAUUGGUGAACUCCCAAGAACUUUUCCACCAGAGAGAUAUCAUUCUUGUUUUGUCAAGCAGACAAAUUGGUCUAAAAAGCGUAACAGUCACAAGACAUUUCUCAUCGUCUUCUCGACAUUGUUCAUCCUAGUCGAUAUGGCGUUUUGGCUCGUCUAUAAUUUAAAAGAAUUUGGAAAAACACUUGAAGGAGUGCUCUCCCAGAAUCCCUUUGAACUCGUGCACACCUUUCUUGGCACUGGAAUCACGCUUGUUUACAUCGUUUUCUACUUGAUUGGCGUGAAUGCGGUGAUCUUCAAACAACGGCACUUGUUGAUGUCUUUCAUGAUUUAUCUAAUUGUCGCCGUUUUUCUCAACAUCUUACACAUCGCUUACCAUGUCGUCAACUUAAUUCUCUACGAGACAAUGGCUCAAGAAAUCGUGGCUAUGUCAAUGUCGAAGAUGAGACUUGUGAAGGCAUUUCUUAUCGUCUUCUCGUUGCUGUAUAAGCUGAAAACUUUAGGCGCUGAACAAAAUCUCAUCCUCGAUGUGGAGCAAUGUCAAAGCAACACGCUUCCACAAAUGCCCGACCAUAUCUGUGUAAGAAAAAUUCAAAAAAGCGCCUGGCCAAGGGUUCGCAUCAUUCACAAGGGGUUUAUUAUUGCUUUCUCGUCGGCUUUGGUGGUAGUGCUGGCUACAUUUUGGUCAUUGAUGCAUCCUCGGAAUGAUAAAUAUUUCCCGUUCUCCACCGCUCCUUACAAUGCCAUUCACAAUUUGAUCGCCAACAUCGUCUUUUUGACCUCCAUUGUCUCGUGCUCUGCCGGAACUUACGCGAUUCUCUUUAAAAGGCGAAAAAUGAUUGUCGGAGUCAUGGUGCAUUUGCCUCUGCAAGAGGGUGGCUGGGUGAAGACGAGAAGAGCACAUAAAGUAGUGGCUGAGAUCGUAUGGCUUCAGGAUGUCAUCUAUCACUCAAUUCGCGAUGAUCCAUAUGAUUGGGUGGUCUGCUCGGCUGUCUACUCGGCCUGGUGUCCGGUAGUAUUCGGCUUUUCGGUUUUCCAUCUCCGCAAAAUGAAGCAAUGCAUGGAAUGCUAU